Messenger RNA from Sorex fumeus (smoky shrew), 1039 nucleotides. RefSeq names its product SAP30 binding protein (gene SAP30BP). NCBI's taxonomy places the organism in Eukaryota, Metazoa, Chordata, Mammalia, Eulipotyphla, Soricidae. Gene Ontology annotation, cellular component: nucleus. The transcript has 11 exons. The record is from RefSeq and is a predicted model, not a curated record. The coding region runs from base 62 to 988 and encodes 308 amino acids. Gene Ontology annotation, biological process: regulation of DNA-templated transcription.
CUCUCGGCGCGGAAGUCGGCUCCGGAGAGUCAUCGGCGUGAGCCCGCCGGCGAGCGGGAAGAUGGCGGGGAAGAAGAAUGUUCUUUCGUCGCUGGCAGUUUACGCGGAAGAUUCAGAGCCCGAGUCCGACGGCGAGGCGGGAGUGGAGACGGCGGGAAGUGCGACUGAGGAGAAGGGCGGGUUGGUGUCUGAAGCCUAUGGUGAGGAUGACUUUUCUCGUCUCGGGGGCGAUGAAGAAGGUUAUGAAGAAGAGGAGGAUGAGAACAGCAAGCAGUCAGAAGAUGAAGAUUCAGAGAGUGAAAAGCCUGAGGCCGAUGACCCGGAGGAUAACACGGAAGUAGAGAAGCGGGACCCCCAGGAGUUAGUGGCCUCCUUCUCUGAGCGAGUGCGGAACAUGGCACCUGACGAGAUCAAGAUCCCGCCGGAGCCCCCUGGCAGGUGUUCAAACCACUUACAAGACAAGAUCCAGAAGCUGUACGAGCGGAAGGUGAAGGAGGGCAUGGACAUGAACUACAUCAUCCAGAGGAAGAAGGAGUUCCGGAACCCCAGCAUCUACGAGAAGCUGAUCCAGUUCUGUGCGAUUGACGAGCUUGGCACCAACUACCCGAAGGAUAUGUUCGACCCCCACGGCUGGUCUGAGGAUUCCUACUAUGAGGCCUUGGCGAAAGCUCAGAAGAUCGAGAUGGACAAGUUGGAGAAGGCCAAAAAGGAGCGGACCAAAAUUGAGUUUGUGACGGGCACCAAGAAAGGCACCACGACCAAUGCCACAGCCCCAGCCACUGCCACGGCCAGCACCGCUGUUGCAGACGCCCAGAAGAGAAAGAGCAAGUGGGACUCAGCCAUCCCGGUGACGAGCAUCGCGCAGCCUACCAUCCUCACCACCACCGCCACACUGCCGGCCGUCGUCACCGUCACCACCAGCGCCAGCGGCUCCAAGACCACCGUCAUCUCAGCCGUGGGCACCAUUGUGAAGAAGGCCAAGCAGUGACCGGGCACCAGCCAGCAAGGCACAGACGUUCUCCCUCCCCGGGCGAGGGAC